Messenger RNA from Vespula vulgaris, 1391 nucleotides. RefSeq names its product cytosolic Fe-S cluster assembly factor NUBP1 homolog (gene Nubp1). The transcript has 7 exons. NCBI's taxonomy places the organism in Eukaryota, Metazoa, Arthropoda, Insecta, Hymenoptera, Vespidae. The record is from RefSeq and is a predicted model, not a curated record. Gene Ontology annotation, molecular function: 4 iron, 4 sulfur cluster binding; ATP binding; ATP-dependent FeS chaperone activity. Gene Ontology annotation, cellular component: cytosol. Gene Ontology annotation, biological process: iron-sulfur cluster assembly. The coding region runs from base 146 to 1306 and encodes 386 amino acids.
AUAGUUAUGUGUGUGCUUAAAGCUUUAAAUAUGUAUAUAUUAUUACUAAUUAAAAUCUAAAUAAUGCAUUAACUGGAUAUGCACGUCUAAGGCCGCAAACCUUUUCUCUAUCAAUAUAUAUUGCAUCUAUCUUAAGAGCUAGAUCAUGUUCCAGUGCAGUCCUUGUUCUCAACAAUCUUUGAUGUUGAUCCUCAAGUUCUUUCAAAGCUUUAUGCAUACGUUUUACUUGAUGAUCUAUUUCAUCAAUUUCUCUUUGAAGGCUAUAAAAAUGAAUACAAGAUAUUAUAGUCAGCGCGCGUAUAGUGGUGCAGUAUUGAUAAUAUUUCUCAACAUGGCAGAUGUACCAAAUGAAGCUCCAGAACAUUGUCCUGGUACACAGAGUGAUCAUGCCGGUAAAGCAUCAGCUUGUGCAGGAUGUCCAAACCAAGUAUUAUGUGCAUCAGGUGCAACAAAACAACCGGAUCCUAAUAUAGAAUUAGUUAAAGAAAGAUUAUCUAAUGUCAAACACAAAAUCUUGAUUUUAUCAGGCAAAGGUGGAGUUGGUAAAAGUACAAUGACUUCAUUGAUAUCUAGGGUUCUGGCAGAUAGUAAUCCUGAUAAGAAUAUUGCUGUGUUGGACAUUGAUAUUUGUGGUCCAUCACAACCAAGAAUUUUAGGAGCACUUGGAGAACAAAUACAUCAAAGUGGUUCUGGCUGGUCUCCUGUGUAUAUCGAAGAUAAUUUAUCAUUGAUGUCAAUUGGAUUUUUACUUGAUAGUCCAAGCAGUGCAGUAAUAUGGAGAGGGCCUAAAAAAAAUGGUAUGAUACGACAAUUUUUGUCUGAAGUUGAUUGGGGCAAUUUAGAUUAUCUUAUUCUGGACACACCACCGGGUACCUCAGAUGAACAUUUGUCAGUAACCACAUAUUUAAAAAGUGCUGGUAUAACUGGUGCCAUAGUUAUCACUACACCUCAGCAAGUUGCUUUGUUGGAUGUCAGGAAAGAAAUAGAUUUUUGUAACAAAGUAAACAUUCCAAUAUUAGGUGUAGUUGAAAAUAUGAGUUUGUUUGUAUGUCCUAAGUGUAAGAAUUCCGCAGAAAUUUUUCCUGCAUUGACAGGUGGUGGUCGUGCUAUGGCCGCCGAUUUAAAUAUUGAUUUUUUAGGAUCAUUACCAUUAGAUCCAUUGAUUGCAAGAUGUUGUGACGAGGGAAAAAACUUCUUAAUCGACAUUCCAGAAUCACCAACGAUUCAAGUUUUACGGGAAAUCGUAAAAAAGAUCGUACAUAAAUGUGAAAAUGAAAAGGAAAAUAAUAUGGUUGAAAAAACUUAAGAGAUUUCUAUGUUUAUAAAAAAUAUCAAAUUUGUAUUGUAUCAAAGUAUGUUCAUAAAAAUUAAAUGAUUUAUUUCUUCUAUUA